AUGAAAAGUGAGAGCGUGUAUGACAUCAUUGGCGCAGCUCAGGUUGUCUUUAUGGUAAUCGAACUUGCACUUUGUCUUUUCUUUCUAGUUGGGUGUGUCAGAAAAACUAUAUUAGAGCACACACACUUAUUUGUAUAUUCUUUAGUCUUUGGUAUUCAUGUCGUUUUAUUCUUCAAAUUGAACGACCGCGUUGUUAAUUUACUUCUUGGGUUGAGUAGCACACUAUUGAUAUUGGGACUCAAUUUACAAAUGAAUGGAAUAGUCAGUGGACUUGGAUCGAAUAACAAAGGCUUUAAGAUACCAUUAGUCUUAUUAGUAUCUGUUCACUUCUUGGGUGUUAUUGCGAUACAUUCGAUACUUGUUGAUGUUGACGUUUACCAAAUUUCUAUGUAUUCAUUAAACACAGUCUGUUUCCUCGGAGAAGUCUUUAUGGAAUGGGUGGGAAUGUUUCUUAUACGAAAGGUGAUCACAACGAAAAUGGGCAUUGUCGUCAUCAUUUUUCAAAACGUGAUCAACUUCUUUGUUAUCCUCAUUUCAGUCCAAUUUGCAGUAUUAAUCUUCAUACCAGACUAUUUACCAAGAGAAUUCAUUAUAUUGAUCAACGCUACACUCCGGUCUAUUAUCAUCUUCUUCUCAACUAUCCUCUCGCUCACAAUUGGUCUUGUUGGCUGUCAGGGGUAUGAGGAAUUCGACGAGAACUAUGAGAUCCCGUCCAACUCGAUAACAACAGACAUCAACUUUUUACUCCACCAAACACCGAUUGCAACAAACAAACACUCUGUCAUUGGCACUGCUAUAUUCCUGGGGAGGGAGGUCAUAUACAAACAAAUUGCACUUGGCGAUUUGUUCGAUAUCGAGCAGAUAUCAGAAGAUAUCAUGAAUUUGCGAAUGCUCGAUAACCCGAAUCUCCCAGUUGUUGGUGGGAUCUGUCGGACGAAUUUGAACGUGUAUGUGAUUUAUGCGUAUGGAGUGUGUCCAACACUCGAGACGUGUUGGAAUAGGAAGCUCAGAGAUUAUCAGAUAUACAAAAUAGUGUAUGGGAUGGUUAAUGCACUGUCGUAUCUGUUUGAUAAGAACAUCAUUCAUUAUCAUCUCCACAGUCAAAAUGUGUUAGUCAACGAGUCGUGUGAUAAAGUGAUUGUGACGGACAUAUUACCACUGAUGAAACAUUGGUUUAUUAACAAAGAAGAAAAUAUGUACUAUGAGCUCAGCCAAAUUCAGAAAGAAAGUUUCAAGACGGAGUGUAAUGAAACAAAUAUGCAUUUUGUCGUGAAAGCACUUGUAAGGCUUUUAACAAAGAAAGAAAGUGUUACUGUUGAUAUCAGUGAGGUGCCAGAAACAAGUGUGUUUUAUAAUACUUUAAAAUUAUGGAUGGCUCCAGAUUAUAUAAUGACGUGGGAAAAAAUGAAGAACGACUUGGUGUUACUUAGGGCGUCUCUUUUAUCGUCUCCUUCUUAUCCAGUUGCUCAAUAUUAA
Messenger RNA from Entamoeba invadens IP1, 1476 nucleotides. RefSeq lists its product as hypothetical. Gene Ontology annotation, biological process: protein phosphorylation. The record is from RefSeq and is a predicted model, not a curated record. Bases 1 to 1476 code for a protein of 491 amino acids. NCBI's taxonomy places the organism in Eukaryota, Evosea, Mastigamoebida, Endamoebidae. Gene Ontology annotation, molecular function: ATP binding; protein kinase activity. The transcript is spliced from 2 exons.